AUGUUAAAAACUCCACUCCCAGAUAUUUCUACACUUUCUAUUUCGUCUAUUGCAGACUACUAUAAUUUCGAAUUCCCGGGCAAAAGUGCUCAAAAGGAACAAGUUGUUGAUCUCUUAGAUCAACAAGGUUUUAUCCCAGAUACCCUCUUGGAAAAUGAAGUAGACUGGUUCUACGAAGGUUUGGGUAUCGAUGAUUAUUUCUUCUCGAAAGAAGUACCAGAAACCAUAGCUAACGUUAUUUCCACCCUUUAUGCUUCCAAGGUGGAAUCGUUUGCUCAAAACCAUCAAAAAUUGCAGGUGGAAAAGGCAAUCAUUAACGAUUCCCAUGCAAUGUUUUUGGAUACAAACCACCACCUAGAUACUGAAAUCGAUUCCAAAUUUCUAGAUAGUGAGGAGCAUCACUACCGUUUAAUUUCGUUCUUGGCAGAAAACUCUUUGAAGCUAUCGUUUGUGUAUCAGAAUGAAUACCCAACUGGGAACGCUUCUUCCAUAGAAUUGACCGAUGAACAAUUAACUUCGGGUGAUAUUGAUAGCAUCAGUGAUGUUACCAUGAUUACAAUGACUUCUCAAGAAAAUAAGAAAUUAUACGGUCAAUUGAUCCAUCAUGUAUCCCAACGUGAGGGUCCAGUGAUCAAGACGUUUAAUUCUGUCGCCAAUGCCAAUGAGGUCAGAAUGUGCAUCGCAUUCAAAAGAUCCUCCACCAAAGGUUACUACUCUGCUCUUUCGAGCUUAUUGAAUUAUUACCAACUAAAACACUCUAAGCUUUAUGUGGAUACUUUUGCCAACGACGUUUCUAUUAUUUCCAUUUACUUAGAUAAGUCCCAACAAGAUCAUGACAUCUUGAAAGAAUUGGGAUUGUCGUUGUUACAAGUGGAAAGAGAAGCCUCUUUAUUAUAUGCAAUUCCUCAAAACUCGUUCAAAGACUUGUAUCAAUCCAGACAAUUCUCUCCACAAGAAUCCAUCUAUGCGCAUAUCGGUUCCAUCUUCAUCAACCAUUUCAUUAACCGUCUUGGUUCCAGUUACGAUUCUUUAAUCAGGCAAUUAAACGUAAAACCAGAUGAUACUUUGUUGAACGAACUCUUAGCUAAUUUGAAGCGUAAGUUGAGAACUGAAACUUACACUCAACAAAUGAUCAUACACGUCCUUCACAAGUACAAGGAAAUUGUAUCAAAGUUAUACAAAUCGUUUGCUCAAGUCCAUUAUCCUACAAAGACUUCUGCUACUGGGUCUGGUAACCAAAAAUUGCAAAUGACUUUGUCAUAUCAACGUCUAUCUCAAUUAGAACCAUUCCAAAGUGAGGAAGAAUUCAACUUGUAUUUGAACAAGGUCUUCCCCAACGAUUCUCCAGACCUAUUGAUCUUGAGAACCUUAAACUUGUUCAACAAGUCUAUCUUGAAGACUAAUUUCUUCAUCACCAGAAAAGUGGCCAUUUCUUUCAAGUUGGACCCUGCUUUAAUUUUACCAAAGAGUGAAUACCCAGAAACUCCAUACGGUAUCUUCUUUGUCGUCGGCAACACGUUCAAGGCUUUCCAUAUCAGAUUCAGAGACAUCUCCCGUGGUGGUAUUAGAAUCGUAGUUUCAAGAUCCCAAGAUGUUUAUGACAAAAACUCCAAGAGUGUUAUCGAUGAGAAUUACGGUUUGGCUUCAACACAACAGAAGAAGAACAAGGAUAUUCCAGAAGGUGGGUCCAAGGGUGUUAUUCUGUUGAAUCCAGGUUUGACUUCUUCAAAGGAUACUUUCAACGCCUUCUCUCAAUAUGUGGAUUCUGUCAUCGACAUCUUAAUCAAGGAUCCAUUAAAGGAAAACUAUGUGGAUUUAUAUGGCAAAGAAGAAAUUUUAUUCUUUGGUCCUGACGAAGGUACUGCAGGUUUCACCAAUUGGGCUACUUUGCACGCUAAGAGACGUGGUUGCCCAUGGUGGAAGUCCUUCUUGACUGGUAAGACCAGUUCCUUAGGUGGUAUUCCACACGAUGAAUAUGGUAUGACCUCUUUAAGUGUCAGAUCUUAUGUCAAUGCUCUAGCAGAUCACGCAGGCUUCCAAAAUGAAAAGACUUACAAGUUCCAAACCGGUGGUCCAGAUGGUGAUUUGGGUUCCAAUGAAAUUUUACUAUCCACUGAGAAUGAAGCAUACGUGGGGUUGGUUGACGGUUCUGGUGUCUUGUGUGAUCCAGAAGGAUUAGACAAACAUGAGUUGAUUAACUUGGCCAAGCAAAGAGUCAUGGUUUCAAGUUACGACAAAUCUAAACUUUCCAAGAAAGGUUUCUUUGUCUCUGUCGAUGAUAUCGACGUCAUGCUACCUAAUGGUGUCCUUGUCGCAAAUGGUACUACUUUCCGUAACACUUUCCAUUAUGAAGUUUUCAAGUUUGUUAACCAUAUUGACCUAUUUGUGCCAUGUGGUGGUAGACCAAAUUCCAUUGAUUUGAACAACUUGCACUAUUUCAUCAACAAAGAAAACAAUAAGAGUAAGAUUCCAUACAUUGUUGAAGGUGCGAACUUAUUCAUUUCUCAACCAGCCAAGUUGGAAUUGGAAAGACAUGGUGCUAUUUUGAUUAAGGAUGCCUCUGCUAAUAAGGGUGGUGUUACGUCGUCAUCUAUGGAAGUUUUGGCUGCUUUAUCGUUGAACGACGAAGAUUUCGUCGGCAAAUUUGUCAGUACUGAUGGUAAGACUAAUACUGAACUGUAUAAAUCUUAUGUGAAACAAAUUCAAGAAAAGAUUCAGUUCAAUGCUAGACAAGAAUUUGGUCAAUUAUGGAAAUUAAACAAAGCUACUGGUUUACCAAUGUCUCAUUUAUCCAAUGUGAUCUCGGAAACCAUCAACAAAUUGAAUGAUGAUUUAAUUGAAUCAGAUGAAUUAUGGUCUAACGAUUUGAAGUUGAGAAACUAUUUGCUAUUAAACAAGAUCAUUCCUAAGUUGUUAACCGACGUUGCUGGGCCAGAGCAAAUUUUGAAACAAAUUCCAGACUCCUAUUUAAAGGCUUUGUUAUCCAGUUAUUUGUCCAGUCACUUCGUCUAUGAGUUUGGUACUGAUGUCAAUAUGGGUAAAUUCUUGGAAUACAUUGGUAACCUUAAGAGAGAAGCAAGCGAUUUGGAAAUCGUUUGA
Kluyveromyces lactis is the source of this 3099-nucleotide messenger RNA. It is a transcript of the gene GDH2, whose product is annotated as glutamate dehydrogenase (NAD(+)). Lineage: Eukaryota; Fungi; Ascomycota; Saccharomycetes; Saccharomycetales; Saccharomycetaceae. The transcript has a single exon. The record is from RefSeq and is a predicted model, not a curated record. Bases 1 to 3099 code for a protein of 1032 amino acids. Gene Ontology annotation, cellular component: mitochondrion. Gene Ontology annotation, molecular function: L-glutamate dehydrogenase (NAD+) activity.